Messenger RNA from Lindgomyces ingoldianus, 1767 nucleotides. RefSeq lists its product as uncharacterized. The record is from RefSeq and is a predicted model, not a curated record. Bases 1 to 1767 code for a protein of 588 amino acids. Gene Ontology annotation, molecular function: protein binding. Lineage: Eukaryota; Fungi; Ascomycota; Dothideomycetes; Pleosporales; Lindgomycetaceae. The transcript has 3 exons.
AUGCCUACGAACCCCAAUCCCUUCCUAGAUAUCCAGAGACGCACGCCCAUUACCGCACCUCAUCACGGAUGGCUAACAUCGCCUGCACGGUCCCAUGCGAAUGUGGGACAGGGCAGUGAGUUGCCUCUACAUUUAAUCGCGUUGAUCCUCUCUCAUCUUGACAAUGUAGCCGAUCUUGCGAGAAUAACGAGAACUUCGAGACUGUUUUAUUAUAUGACUUUGCCUCGCCUAUACGAAGAGGUUACCUUACGCUCCUACUCGGAGAUACGAUAUGUCAACGGCAGGCCAGAGGGCUACGGCAACGGGAGUCCGUUUGCGAUGGGACUUAACACGCUGGUGUCGAGAACGUUCACAGACUACGUGCAGACAUUCAGAGUGAUAGGGGACUGGAGGGAACAUGAUAUAGAGGAUUACUCGAAAGGUCGCGUGCCGGAUAACAGCAUGAUGCUACAAGUCGCAAUGCGCGCCGCGCUAGACAAGAUGAAAAACCUCCAGACAUUCGCUUGGGAGCUGAACACGAAGCCGAUGCAGACCAUCUAUCAAGGCAUUAUGACGAAGCCAUCUCUGACAUCUCUCACACUCCGCUGCCAAACAAAACGAAUCCCGCGACCUACCGCGCUCAUACCUCCGCUCCCUAAUCUCAAAACCCUCAUUGUGUACGAUAUGGAUCCCCUCUGCUAUCCCGACGACAUUUCGCUGCUCCUCCUUACCUCUAAGAAACUCGAGAACCUUAUGCUACACUGGAGUCCCCGCAUGCGCGAAAGCGGAGAAGAAUCCGUCAACCUCAUGAACUACUUCGGGCGGUGCCUUGCCGCGCGCUACGCAGUUCCCGCGAAGCGACUCGCAUUGUAUAAUCUUUACGCACGGAAUACUGGCGAAGGAUUCGAGAAUUGCUUGGAUGCUUCAUCAGGGGAGGAGAUCACGGUCAUCAAUUGUAUGGGCUCGUCAGACCCCAUGACUGUGUUUCUGGAUGAUACUUGGAGAGUGAACAGUAACCAUAAGAUUCCUGAGCGGCUGAAGAUGAUGAGAGGGGACAUCGUCGAUAAGGAGCAUGUGACCAUGCUGGCAAAGUUUCAUGGCCUGGAACGGCUGUACCUUCUUAGCCGGCGGAAAACAUCGAGAGGAAGUAGUACAGCAGCAACACCAACAACGCCAUCUGUUAGCACGCCAUCAAAUUGUACGAGCACAAAUGGUGCGCCAUUUACCGAACACCAAUGCAAGAGUCUGGCUGGUGACUAUCUUGCAAUAAUAGCAUCAAAUCACCGAACAAUGCGUCAUCUUCUACUGUUAGACAAUUGGCAGCUAAGCGACGGCGCUCUCCUCAAACUCUGCCAAAGCUGCCCAGACCUCGAACAACUCGGGUUCUCUUCCGGCGUCCCACCUCUCGGUUUCCUCCGCCAAUGCCUCUCUCUCGUGCCCAAGCUGUGGGCAUUGCGAGUUCUCAUUCGACCGGGCUCCGACCUAGCAGAAAAGCUAGAUAGCAUAGAGUUCGAAAUGCAUCAAUUCGCGCUUGCUACCGAGCUCUGGAGACCUGAGUACAAAAAUCUUCGAUAUUUUGGUCUAGGCGAUAAAUACACUUUUAAAUUAGGAGGUGUCGUGUUUCCACCGAAAGGGUCACAGGCGAAUAUUCCAGACGGACAAGCGAAUUCGAUGAAUGCGAGGAAAAUGGGACCAAUAAGGGUGAUGAGGAGGAUUGAGAGAGAGGAUGUUAAGCAUGUGGAGAUUUGGUGUAUGGACUCGACGGAGUUCGAGCCUAAGUUCCCGUGA